AGCACAUUCUAGGCUUCACCUUGACCAACACCCACACCUUCCUUACACCACCAUCAACCCGCCAACCACCUACCUUGAGAAGACUCCAUACCAUUUUGAGGGGCUCGCUCCGACGAAUCUACCGUUACUCCAACACCUUCCCACUCAGUCCUUCGUUCACGAUGUCUCCCGCCCAGCUCGUCGAGAGCUCUCAGAUGGUCGACAGCCCUCAAGAGAAGUCCGAAGAGGAUGCGAUCCUCCCAGACCACGAGGACGACUUUCACCUCCAGUACAUGCGUGCCGCUCUGGAAAUGGCCGAGAAUGCGCUACGCGGAGAUGAGGUCCCUGUCGGCUGCGUGUUUGUGCGUAAUGGAGAGAUCAUUGGUCGCGGAAUGAACGAUACAAACCGCUCGCUUUGUGGCACCCGUCACGCCGAGUUUAUCGCUAUCGAAUCGAUCCUUCGCACCUCGCCCCCCGAGAUCUUCGCCGACACCGACCUCUAUGUGACUGUCGAGCCGUGCGUCAUGUGCGCUUCUGCACUUCGCCAGCUCCACAUCCGUCGUGUUUUCUUUGGAUGCCUUAACGACCGCUUCGGUGGAUGUGGUGGCGUCCUCCACAUUCACGAAGGAAAGGGUGUCGAUCCCAAGUAUCCGAUCCACGGCGGAAUCAACCACGACGAGGCUAUCAUGCUUCUUCGCCGUUUCUACAUCCAGGAGAAUGAACGCGCCCCUCAACCCCUGGCAAAGAAGUCACGUACUCUGAAGACGGAGGUGGCCCCGUUUGGCGAAGGUAUUCCCAGGGAUCGCGAUUGCCGCAGCAAGAAGCGUGAGAUGGUCCGUGUUGUCGAGAACACGCCGCUGCCGCCUAUGAUCGAGGGCGAGGAUGUCAUCAUGACGGAGUAGCACCUUUACCGAGCGAAACAGUAAAUGGAUGGCAUGAGUGAUGGGGUUGGAUAGGCGUUUGGCUUCACAUUUGCAUUACUUGGAUACUUACCUGUUUACUGCAUUUUCAUUUUCCUCUAGUGCUAAGUGGCCCGACGGGCUAUUGCGGGGCGUGUUACGGUUUUGUUUUUUGUUUUCUUCGGGUUGUAUAGGGUUGCACAGCGUUAGAUGAGAGGUGUGCUGUUCGGAGGGCGUUUGGUUUUGUUUGCUUGAGUACUGCCCAAUUCUAAAUUGAAUUGCCUCACUGCGUA
This is a messenger RNA of Tricharina praecox, 1171 nucleotides long. RefSeq names its product putative tRNA-specific adenosine deaminase subunit TAD2. The coding region runs from base 162 to 881 and encodes 239 amino acids. The record is from RefSeq and is a predicted model, not a curated record. Lineage: Eukaryota; Fungi; Ascomycota; Pezizomycetes; Pezizales; Pyronemataceae. Gene Ontology annotation, cellular component: nucleus; cytoplasm. The transcript is spliced from 2 exons. Gene Ontology annotation, molecular function: tRNA-specific adenosine-34 deaminase activity; zinc ion binding. Gene Ontology annotation, biological process: tRNA wobble adenosine to inosine editing.